Messenger RNA from Jaculus jaculus (lesser Egyptian jerboa), 1328 nucleotides. It is a transcript of the gene Tor1a, whose product is annotated as torsin family 1 member A. Bases 18 to 1016 code for a protein of 332 amino acids. The record is from RefSeq and is a predicted model, not a curated record. Lineage: Eukaryota; Metazoa; Chordata; Mammalia; Rodentia; Dipodidae. Gene Ontology annotation, biological process: nuclear membrane organization; protein localization to nucleus. Gene Ontology annotation, cellular component: endoplasmic reticulum lumen; endoplasmic reticulum; nuclear envelope. Gene Ontology annotation, molecular function: ATP binding; kinesin binding; ATP hydrolysis activity. The transcript is spliced from 5 exons.
GCGGCGCGGCUCCGGGCAUGAAGCUGGGCCGGGCCGUGCUGGCCCUGCUGCUGGUGCCGUGCGCCGUGCGGGCGGUGGAGCCCAUCAGCCUGAGCCUGGCCCUGGCCGGCGUGCUCACCGGCUACAUCUCGUACCCGCGCCUCUACUGCCUGUUCGCCGAGUGCUGCGGCCAGAGGAGGAGCCUCAGCCGGGAGGCGCUGCAGAAGGAUCUGGACAACAAGCUCUUCGGACAGCAUCUUGCAAAGAAAGUCAUCUUAAACGCUGUGUCUGGUUUCCUAAGCAACCCGAAGCCCAAGAAACCCCUUACUCUCUCCCUGCAUGGCUGGACCGGCACGGGCAAAAACUUCGUCAGCAAGAUCAUCGCCGAGAAUAUUUACGAGGGUGGGCUCAACAGUGACUUUGUGCACCUGUUUGUGGCCACGCUGCACUUCCCCCACGCCUCCAACAUCACCCUGUACAAGGAUCAGUUACAGAUGUGGAUUAGGGGCAACGUGAGUGCCUGCGCGAGGUCCAUCUUUAUCUUUGACGAGAUGGACAAGAUGCAUGCUGGCCUCAUCGAUGCCAUCAAGCCUUUCCUAGACUAUUACGAUGUGGUAGACGAGGUCUCCUACCAGAAAGCCAUCUUCAUAUUCCUCAGCAAUGCUGGGGCAGAACGGAUCACAGACGUGGCUCUGGACUUCUGGAGACGUGGGAAGCAGAGGGAAGAGAUCAAGCUCAAAGACAUGGAGCCCGCCUUGGCUGUGUCAGUCUUCAACAACAAGAACAGUGGCUUCUGGCACAGCAGCCUCAUUGACCGAAACCUCAUUGAUUACUUCGUCCCCUUCCUGCCCCUGGAGUACAAGCACCUCAAAAUGUGCAUCCGAGUGGAGAUGCAGUCCCGAGGCUACGAGGUGGAUGAGGACAUCAUAAGCAAAGUGGCCGAGGAGAUGACAUUUUUCCCCAAGGAUGAGCGGGUCUUCUCUGACAAGGGCUGCAAAACUGUGUUCACCAAGCUAGACUAUUACUUGGAUGACUGAAAACCCUCAACUCCCACCGCCAGACAUCCAACGCCCGGCCCGGCCCCACCCCUCUACCAGGAAGAGGGCUCCUGCCCAGGUGCCAGGAACCACUCUGGGCACCUGGGAGCGUGUAGGCAGCCGUGCUGAAGGAACACAUGGACACAGACAUGAAGCUUUGGGAGGAGGAGGUGACCAGCUCCCAGCCCACCCAUUCUGGGCUUGUGAUUUUUUUAAAAAUUAUGUCUUAAUUUCAAGUGUUUCUGUUUCACAGAAGGAUGGAUGUGUUUUAUUGGAAAUGUGAUAACUAUUUAAAAUGGUUUUUAACACAAA